UUAAUUCUAAUAACACCCUCCUGGUUCCACCAUGUUUCUCAAUUUUCUGUUUCUCCAGACAACUGAUCCGACUGAAACAGGUAGUAAAUGUAACCUAACAGCUGAUUCCAGACCUUGUAUUUCGUAAAAUGGAGGGAGAAAGCACCGCGAAUGAAGAACAAUUGCGAGGAGUGGAGACGAGAGAAGAAGGGAAUGCGAAUCAGGUGAAGAUGGGGGCAUCGAACAGGAAGGAGAAGAGGAAGGCGGUGAAGAAGUUGAAGAGGAAGCAGUCGAGGAAGGAGAUAGCGAUACAGGAAAGAGAGCAGGAGGAGGCGAGGAUGAACGACCCGGAGGAGCAGAGGAGAUUGACGAUUAUGGAGGAAGAGGAGGCAAGGAGUCGGGAAAGAGAGUUGAAAGAGUUCGAGGAGAGGGAGAGGGCCUGGAUGCUUGCUGCUGAAUUGAAGAGGAAGAAGGAAGAGGAAGAGAGGGAAGAAGAGAAUCGACGGAAGGAUUUAGAAGAGUCCCGACAACAAGAGGUUGAGGAGGAGAAGAAGUGCAGCAGUGAUGAUGAAUGGGAAUAUGUAGAAGAGGGACCUGCAGAAAUUAUAUUUAAAGGAAAUGAGAUAAUCUUUAGAAAGAAAAAAGUGAGGGUUCCAAAGACUGGUGCAAACCAGCAGAGCGACAAGGAGGACACUGAAAGGCCUACGUCGAAUCCUCUUCCUCCACAGUCGGAAGCUUUUGCUGAUUACCAGAGUGCAGCUUCAGCACAACAGAUGUUGGAGAAUGUUGCUCAGCAAGUACCCUUUUUUGGAACUGAACAAGAUAAAUCUCAUUGCCCUUUCCAUUUAAAGACUGGAGCUUGUCGAUUUGGUCAACGCUGCAGCAGGGUUCAUUUCUACCCUGAUAAGUCUUGCACACUGCUUAUCAAGAAUAUGUACAAUGGUCCGGGCAUGGCAUGGGAUCAAGAUGAGGGGCUUGAGCAUACAGAUGAAGAGGUUGAACGUUAUUAUGAAGAAUUUUACGAUGACGUGCAUACUGAGUUCUUGAAGUUUGGUGAAAUUGUCAAUUUCAAGGUGUGUAAAAAUGGAUCCUUCCACUUAAGAGGAAAUGUAUAUGUUCAGUAUAAGUCAUUGGAAUCAGCUGUUCUUGCCUACAAAUCUAUCAACGGUCGGUACUUUGCUGGUAAACAGGUGACAUGUGAAUUUGUCAAUAUAACCAGAUGGAAAGUUGCUAUAUGCGGGGAAUACAUGAAGUCAAGACUCAAAACAUGUUCUCGUGGAGUGGCUUGCAAUUUUAUUCACUGUUUCCAUAAUCCUGGUGGUGACUAUGAAUGGGCGGACUGUGAUAAACCACCCCCAAAAUAUUGGGCAAAAAAGAUGGCUGCUUUAUUUGGCUAUUCUGAUGAAUAUGAGAAAAAGAUGGACCAAGAACAUCUAGGGCAGUUGAAGGACUCCUGCAAUUUGAACAGGCAAUGGUCAAGAAGAUCUAGAUCAAGUGAAAUUAAUAAUUUGAACAGUGAUUGUGGUAGAAGUCAUAGCAAGGUUCGAGAGAGCACUUGUGGGCAGAGACGCACUAGUUUUAAGCAUUAUGAUCGCAGCAGGAGCAGAGGCCAUGCUAGCAGUUCCAGUGAUAGUUGGUCAGAUAGGGAUGCAGCCAGAGAUCAGGAUAAGGAUAGAGAACAUGGUCAUUCAGAU
Messenger RNA from Carica papaya (papaya), 1673 nucleotides. Its product is annotated as Zinc finger C-x8-C-x5-C-x3-H type family protein. The record is from RefSeq and is a predicted model, not a curated record. Lineage: Eukaryota; Viridiplantae; Streptophyta; Magnoliopsida; Brassicales; Caricaceae. Gene Ontology annotation, molecular function: RNA binding; metal ion binding. Gene Ontology annotation, cellular component: U2AF complex. Gene Ontology annotation, biological process: mRNA splicing, via spliceosome.